Chenopodium quinoa (quinoa) is the source of this 3235-nucleotide messenger RNA. Its product is annotated as kinesin-like protein KIN-14U. Gene Ontology annotation, molecular function: ATP binding; microtubule binding; microtubule motor activity. Bases 900 to 2783 code for a protein of 627 amino acids. NCBI's taxonomy places the organism in Eukaryota, Viridiplantae, Streptophyta, Magnoliopsida, Caryophyllales, Amaranthaceae. The record is from RefSeq and is a predicted model, not a curated record. The transcript has 10 exons. Gene Ontology annotation, biological process: microtubule-based movement.
AGGUUACUCGGUUAUAGUGUUAUAGGGGUUACUUUGUUAUGAUUUAAAUAUUUUUUAGGAGCACAAAUUUAGGACUUAUAAUUAGUUAAUAAAGCAACAAGAUUAGUUAUGGAUUAGUGUAAAGAAAAAGAUGGCUCAACUUUCUCCCUACCUUAAUUCCACUUUUACCGUUUUCUCCUGUUCAUUUCAGACCCACCACGCUCCUGUCUGAAUAUCUGCUUUACAACUUAGAAAAAGAAUUAAUCUUCUGGAUCUAAUCUCACCCAAUUUCUUUAAUUUUUAAUCUUUUUGUUCAAGGUAUUUUUAUUUUAUUUUUUAAAUUUUUUAUUAUUUAAGUAUUUCAUCUAUGUCAGUGCUUAGUGAUUGGUUACCCAUAAACUGUACCAAAAGUACACAACUUUACCCUCAUAAAUUACAGAAUUCUGUGAUGAUCAAAUCAUUGAACAAGAAAGAAAUAUCACUGAUUCCCAAAUUAACAUUUUGAUUAAUUUUUCAUUCUAUUAUAUCUUCUUGAUUUUCCCAAAUUAAUUUCUGGGUUUCUUCUAAUCUUGUUAAUUUUUUCUGGGGUUUCAAAAAAAAUUACACAAAAAUGCUAGAGUUGCUUCACUUUUACUUCAUCUAAUUAAAUUCACUUUGUACUUUUGAAUUUAUUCUGGGAAUGAGUGUUCUUUGGGCAUUGAUUCUACACCCUGUACUCUCUCUGCAUUCACUUUUACAGGCUCUCUAUUCUCUGAAAUUCCUGUUCUGUUUUCUUCUGUUGAACAGAAGUAUAACAGUAUUCAGUGUAGUAUAGAUUUUGCUUAUGUUUUACUCCAAAGAAAGAGGGCGGGUAAUACGGUAGCUCAUCUUGUAGCAAGACGGGAUACUAAUAUUGAUUCCGAAUACGUUUGCUGAGAAAAAUGUUAAUCACUAGUGUUGAAGAAGAGAUCUCAAUCCCAUUUGAAAAUGGAAAUGAGGUUCUGAAAAUUUCAGAUGGUAUAAAUGGGAAUUUAACAAUUCAGGAAAUUCCUAUAAUUUCUGCUCUUACAAAUAAUGUGGUCCCUGAAAACACUCAGAGUGAUCUCAGUGAAUUAAUAUCAAAUUUAGAAGAAGAGAUUAUAGGAUUGAAGUCUAAGCAAAAGGAUUUGGAUGAAAAGAGAAGAGGGUUGUUAAAUAAGAUAUUGGACUUUAAAGGAAGCAUUCGAGUAUUUUGUCGAAUUCGACCAUUGUUGUGGAGCAAUAUCAGCAAAAAUGAUGAUCCUGUGGUGGUUGAUUUGGACAAAGUUGUUGUCAAAUCAGCUGGAAGCAAGAAGGGAUUUGACUUUGAUAAGGUGUUUUGUCAAAAUUCAACUCAAGAAGAUGUAUUUGUUGAGGUUGAACCAAUUCUCAGAUCUGCACUUGAUGGGCACAACGUUUGUAUUUUUGCUUAUGGUCAAACUGGUACUGGAAAGACCUUUACAAUGGAUGGGAUGAAUGAUCAACCAGGCAUUGUUCCUCGAGCUCUUAAAGAGCUCUUUCACUAUGCCUCUUUGCAUUCUACUGCUUCUGUCACUUUCUCUAUGAGCAUGUUGGAAGUUUACAUGGGCAACUUAAAGGACUUGUUGGCUCCGAAGCCAACUCGUAGAGCAUAUGAACCGGUAUCAAGAUGCAACCAGCUGAAUGUUCAAGUUGAUGCAAAAGGAGUUGUUGAAAUUGAAGGCCUUACAGAAGUGCCCAUCUCUGAUUUCUCAAAGGCCAAUUGGUGGUACACUAAGGGAAGACGAGCUCGUGCAACUUCAUCCACUAAUGUUAAUGAUGUGUCUAGCAGAUCGCAUUGCUUAAUGAGGAUCACCAUUUCUCAUCAUGGAGGUGCUCCGGAAGGUCAAGCAAGAACUAGCAAGUUGUGGAUGGUUGAUCUUGGAGGGAGUGAACGGUUGCUGAAAACUGGAGCUACUGGUCUAACAUUAGAUGAAGGGCGUGCCAUAAAUCUCUCACUUUCUGCUCUGGGUGACGUUAUUGCUUCACUCAGACGAAAAAGAACUCAUGUUCCCUACAGAAAUAGAAAACUCACUCAAAUAUUGAGAGAUUCACUUGGAAAUGAAUCAAAGGUAUUGAUGAUCGUGCAUAUAAGUCCCGUUGAAGAAGAUCUAGGGGAGACCAUUUGCUCUAUGAGUUUCGCCAAAAGGGCAAGAGGCAUAGAAUCAAACCAAGAGUUGCCUCAGGAAAUAAAGCAAUUAAGGCAAAAGAAAAUAGCAGAGCUUUCUGAUGAAAUGAGAGAAGCUGAAGAAGAGUACCAAAAAGCCAGGGAUCAAUUGCAGAAGGCUGAAUCACUUCUUAGUGAGAAAAAACAGGUUAAUGCAGUUGCCUGUGACAGCACCGAAGAUGAAGAAAAGAUCACAGAUAACACCAAAAUCGAUUCCAAGGAAAUUGUAGAUACCCCUUGUGAUUCUGAAAAACCAACCAAAAGAAAAUCAUUGCCGCAUUAUAUGACUCCCACUGCUAUCAGUCGCCUGAGGCACAGUGCUUCAGAACGACAAAAUCACUAUGCAGCAAGAGUUUUAAGGUCUGGGACUAGAAGCUCCAUGCAACUUUCAGCUUCACAGUCCCUUAGUUUUCUUGAGCCUCGUCUUAAAGCAGUUCUACAAAGUGCAAGUAGACAUCAUCCUGAUAAAGCAGCGAAGAAUGUUCCCACUGAGACUCAAAACUGCAAUAACUUGGAACCUAAAUCUGCCUCCUCAGCGCGUAAUAAACCAGUGACACCAUCACUUGUGAACAGCAAGCCUACAUACAUUCGUCAUAGGAGAAGGAUGUCAAAUCUUAUCUGAUCAGAAAUUCUUGUUUGCUCACUCUACAUAAUCCAGUUAUGAGUGUGAUCAUUCUCAGAUCCUUCCUAGGACUUUUUCUUUUUCGGACUGCAAGUCGUGCUUUUCUGGGUGUUGUUACUGGACUUGUUGGUUGGUUUGUUAGCUUUUUUUCAAGUUUGUUAGCUGUGAUUAACAGCUUAUUAGGUAUCCACUAUGAGUUACAUUGUGUGUUGGGUGGAUCACUCUUUUAGACUGAAAGGCUAUCUUUUUUUAUGUGUAGCCCAAAGUUUGAUGUAUGACAUAGGGAGGAAAAAGGGUAUAAAAUCUGUAUGUUGGAUUUUUGUUUUACUGGUUUUUGAAGAGUGUAACUAAAAUAGACAUAAACUUUGUAAAAUUUUGACUGAAACAUAUAAAAUAAAAUAGUUUGGUUUGCUUAUUGACACUUUUUGGUGUAUCUUCAGAAUAUUUUGACA